UAAUUUGAUAAUUUUUCAGCAUGAAAAUAAGAACUUGAUUUCUAAAAGCAUCUUUUGUCGCUCGCCCUGAUUUUUUCUAUCUAGAACAGUCAUUGGGCGCAUAGUGAGUAAACACAGCAAGGUGUCUGUUCCAACAGACCCGACACCACAGCCGCAGUUUGAUACUUCAAGUCGAACGAGCCUCAUAUCUGAAAUUGUUAUGGAAGAAAAUACUGGACAGAUGCCUGAUCCUGUUUCACAAAACAAUACAGAGCCAUGCCUGAGACAGUCAGCAGGAAAUGUAGGCUUGGAUGCUGUUGUGGAUGAAGUUGAGAAAAUGGAAACUGAAGAUGUUGUUCCUCAAGUCACUGAAAAUGGAGGAGAAAUGAUUGGAAAUGGAAGCAUAUCAGAGAACGAUAUCGAAAUUGCUGAUGACAAAGAAAGCAUUGAGGAUACUGAUGAUGAAUUUGGAUUCUGUAAAUCAGAAGCGACGUUUAGUUUUUCAGUUCCAAAUGUUCAUAAGCUUUCUGAGUCUGUUACGAGUCCAAAAACUUUUAUUCGCGGAUUGCCUUGGAAGAUAUUAAUCAUGCCUCGCAGCCAUCCAGAUCGAACUCCUGGUGCAAAAAGUUUAGGAUAUUUUCUUCAAUGUAAUGCUGAUAACGACUCAAGCUCUUGGUCUUGUCAUGGUGCUGCAGAACUACGCAUCCUGCCAGCUAAGAAAGGAGGUGAAAUGCUUGAGAAGAAAAUUAGUCAUAUAUUUCAUUGUAAAGAAAAUGACUGGGGAUUCAGCAAUUUCCUGCCAUGGUCAGAUUUGAUUAACCCUGAAAAAGGAUUCAUAACUCCCGAAAAAAGUCUUACUUUCGAAGUCCACUGCUUUGCAGAUGCUCCACAUGGUGUGGCUUGGGACAGUCGAAAGCUGACUGGGUAUAUUGGUUUAAAAAAUCAGGGUGCUACUUGCUAUAUGAAUAGUGUUUUGCAAACACUCUUCUUUACAUCCAAACUGCGAAAGGCAGUUUACCUAAUGCCGACAGAAAGUGACGAUUCUAUGAAAAGUGUGUCAUUAGCUUUGCAGCGGGUAUUUUAUGAUCUCCAGCACAGUGACAAGCCAGUUGGAACUAAAAAGUUGACUAAGUCAUUCGGUUGGGAAACGUUAGAUUCAUUCAUGCAACACGAUGUGCAGGAGUUCUGUCGUGUGCUCAUCGAUAAUUUAGAGAGCAAAAUGAAGGGAACAUGUGUCGAGGGAACAAUUCCUGGACUUUUUCGAGGCACAAUGACAUCAUAUGUCAAAUGCAAGUUUGUCAAUUAUGUCUCGAGUAGAGAGGAGUCUUUUUACGAUAUUCAACUCAGUGUCAAAGGUCAUAAAAAUAUUUUGGAAUCAUUGAGAGAAUAUGUCAAGCCAGAGACACUCGAUGGUGAUAAUAAAUUUGAUGCUGGCGAAAAUGGUAUGCAAGAAGCAGAGAAGGGUGUCACCUUUAAAACCUUCCCACCUGUACUUCAUCUUCAGUUACUCAGAUUUCACUAUGAUCCGAUAACAGAUAUGAACAUUAAAAUAAAUGAUCGGUAUGAAUUUUUUGAGAAACUUGAAUUGGAUGAAUUUUUAGAAGUACCAGACUCAGCUGACAAAGCAACUUAUAUCCUGCAUGCUGUUCUUGUUCACAGUGGUGAUAAUCAUGGCGGUCACUAUGUUGCUUAUUUGAAUCCUGUCGGAGAUGGCAAGUGGUGUAAGUUUGACGAUGAUGUUGUAUCAAGAUGUACAAAGAAAGAAGCUUUUCAUGGUAGUUUUGGUGGACGAGAUGAGGAAAGUUUUAUUGGGAGGCAUUCAACCAAUGCAUACAUGCUGGUAUACAUUCGAGAAAACAAGCUAUCUGAGGUUUUGUGUCCGAUUUCUGACAAAGAUGUUCCUGAAAACCUAGUAAACAGAUUAAGUGAUGAAAGAGAAGUGGAAGCUUAUCGAAGAAAAGAGAGGGCGGAAGCACAUUUAUACAUGACAGUAAAUGUAAUAACUGAAGAUCAGUUUUGGGGUCACCAAGCAGAAGAUUUAUUUGAUGUCGAACAUCCUUUCUUAACAAGAACAUUUCGUGCUCGACGCCAACAGAGUUAUGAUCAAUUCAUGGAUACACUAGCAGACUCGUUUGGUUAUCCCAGAUCUCACAUCAGAAUUUGGCCUCUUACUCAAAGACAAAACAGUACCUUGAGACCAUGCACUCUGGAUGAGCAGGAGGCUCGUACUAAACCAUUAUUUGAAAUAGCUGAUGGAGAAGUACCUUGGAAUUUAUGGCUUGAAGUCUUACACAGCGAUUCAGAUGCAACUGCCUUGCCCCCCUUUGAUAAAGAUGGAGAUGUACUGCUUUUUGCUAAAAUGUACCUGCCUACAUACAAGUGCAUUGCGUAUUGUGGUCAUUUGACUGUUCCUAUAUCCGGCACAAAAAUGGGCGAUCUUGAAGUUGAGCUGCGAAAAAGGGGUGGAUUGCUUCCUGACACACCGUUACUUCUUUUCGAGGAAAUCCAACCUUCGCAUUGUUCACCUAUAAAAGAUAAAUCACUGAAUUUGGGUGAAGCUAUGGAUAAAUUAAUGGAUGGAAAUAUUAUUGUUUUUCAAGUUGAUUCACCAGAUAAUGAUAAUUCCUCAUUACCAACAGCAAAGGCUUUUUAUCGAGAUUUAUAUCAUAGAGUAGAAGUUAUAUUCUGCAACAAAAAUGAUCCGAGUGAUCCAGGAUUUCUUGUUUCUUUGAGUCACAAAAUGACAUACAAUCAGAUGGCAGUCGAAGUGGCGAAACGCAUAGAUGCCGAUCCAACAAUGCUGCAAUUUUUCCGAAUGCAAACUGUGCGAGAGAUUCCAGGGGCAGUAAUACGAUCACAUUAUGAAGGACAACUGAAAGAUUUAUUACAGAUUUACGGAAGUCGGAAACUCACUAAAAAAUUAUAUUAUCAAGAGCUGUCUAUGAAAGUUGGUGAAUUUGAAAACAAGCGUCAAUUCAGAUGUGUAUAUGUUAGUCCAAAACUAAAAGAAGAAGAAUUAUUGUUAUAUAUCAACAAAAACAGUGAUGUUGCGUCUUUGUUAAUGGAAUGUAAAAAAAAGAUGUCACUGCCUCCAGAACAGGAUGUUCGCUUGUUGGAAGUUGUCGGAAACAAGAUUUUCACUGUGAUGCGUCCUGAGUCAUCAACUGAAUUAAUCGCGGCUCAUAAUCCUGCAACUAGAGUAUAUCGUAUUGAACAAAUUCCCCCUGACCAGAAAGAGCUUGCCGAAGAUGAAAUAUUGAUUAAUGUCGUUCACUACAAUAAGGAAAUUUAUCAAACUUUUGGAGUUCCUUUUCUUAUCAAGAUUAAGACAGGAGAAAGAUAUAAGCAGAUAAAAGAAAGAAUACGAAAUGUUCUUGACGAUAAGGAUUUUGAAAAAUGGAAAAUAUCUGUCGUGAUGCAAGGACAGGCAAGAGUAAUUAAUGAAGAAACUGAUAUUCAUGUUAAUGUUAAGGAUUUGAUCUCACCUUCUUACACAACACAGGUUUCCAGUAUAUGUAAUAAGGCAUGGAUCGGCCUCGAUCACGUAAACAAAGCACCAAAACGUCACACUGGAAGGUUUGGUUAUCUGGAAAAGGCAAUCAAGAUACAUAACUAACUUUUAUCAGUUGAAUAUUUUAAUUUGGAAUUUGUAACCGUCUAAUUUUCAUUCAAGCUCUUCAAAUAGUUAUUUGAUUUUGCCAUCAUAUAAAGCAGAUAUCUCUGACAGCAGUUAUAACGUGUUUUUAAUUAGAAACAACAGUUGAUGGAUUAUUCCAAAGAUUACCAGACUUGAUAGUUAUGUUCUAUUUUUAUGUACAAAACUGAAGUUUUCUGAAAAUUCAUGUAAGUUGUUACUUGUUACCUCAGCUUACCCCUGGAAUGUCUUAAUAAUCUUUCAAAUAUCUGAGCUUAUUCAUUCUAUUGAAUUGUUGUUAUCUUGUUGAAGAUUUCAUCAGACAGCUUGAAUGAUUUGUUUUUAGUCUGUUCGUUUAUUCCGAUGCCCACCUUCAUUAAUGGUUUCACCAUUCACAGUUGUCAUUCUUUUUGAUUUUUAUAAUCAUAUCCAUAUAUGGGGGCAUAAAUUGAUGUCCUAGAUGUGACGUGACAUUAAGUUCUUGUUUUGCAAUAUUCUAAUUAUAUACCAGUAAUCCAGAACAGUGGGUAUGUUAUAUUUUGAUCGGUGUUGUUGAAAUUUAGUUUGUACAAUGUCGCUCUUGAAAUCAUUCUUGACUGAUAUGUUCCAUAACUAGAUUGUAAUCCUCUUUGUAUGCUAAUAACUUGUUUUUUGAAGUUUUCAUCGUACUUACUGUUCGAACAAUCGUUUGGGGGAAUAUGCACUCAUGUAGACAUAGAUGAAACAUGCUCAACAAAAAUGAACUGUUAAUAACAAUAUAGUUAUAAGCUAACAUUUGGUUGGAAUAUACAGAAGUGUGUAUCUGCAUGAAUAAAAUACUUCAUUUAAUUAAUAAAUAUGAAUGAUUUAUAUUUAAAAAAAAAAGGUAAGGAUACAGUUCGUAGUGCCUUUGUAUUGAAAAUUCGAAUUUUAUCAAUUAAAUUUUGCAUUAUUUUAUCAAUAAUCUUAGAAAUCAACUGGAACUGCAACCUAUUGUUUUGUAUACUUUGAUGUUUGGGAUAUUGUAAUGUUUCAUUGUAUUCUAUAGGUUAUUUUCAGCUUUGUUAUUUUGCUUUGCAUUAUGCUUGUUUAUGUUCAAUUCUACAAUGCAUGCUUGUUGUUUGGGCUGCUUUUGUUGUAUAACAAUCGAUUGAACUUGUAACUUGAUUUGGUUCUUGGUAGAAUGUGUUGUAUAAUUAUUAUUGAUGCUAUUAUAAGUCUUUAAAUAUUUCUUCUAGUUCAAUAAAUUAACUAGAACAUUUUCUCAAA
This is a messenger RNA of Styela clava, 4861 nucleotides long. Its product is annotated as ubiquitin carboxyl-terminal hydrolase 7-like. The record is from RefSeq and is a predicted model, not a curated record. Gene Ontology annotation, molecular function: protein binding; cysteine-type deubiquitinase activity. Gene Ontology annotation, cellular component: cytosol; nucleus. NCBI's taxonomy places the organism in Eukaryota, Metazoa, Chordata, Ascidiacea, Stolidobranchia, Styelidae. Gene Ontology annotation, biological process: regulation of protein stability; protein deubiquitination.